Pelobates fuscus (common spadefoot toad) is the source of this 3010-nucleotide messenger RNA. RefSeq lists its product as uncharacterized. NCBI's taxonomy places the organism in Eukaryota, Metazoa, Chordata, Amphibia, Anura, Pelobatidae. Bases 351 to 1163 code for a protein of 270 amino acids. The record is from RefSeq and is a predicted model, not a curated record. The transcript has 5 exons.
AGCUGUGCUUGCUACAAGUAUCACAUUGCUGGCAGGCUGGGGGGCAGUGUGAGUGUGAGUGUGAGUGUGGUACACAGAUGGCAUGAAUGGCACUUCUCAUGGACUGAGGGGUGAGGGCACUCCUGCUUUCUUUAUAUCUGCUGACCUCCUGCAGGACUGGCUCAGGAUCUCUCCCAUUCCCUCCAAGCCUGAGGUUAAUAGUGUCUGUGCUACUUCUUGUAGGAGCUGCUGAUACAUUGUGUGCAAUCUGCCAUCUCUCUGCCAGCAGUCACUGUGUGAGUGAGUGAGUGAGUGUGGGUGUGAGUGUGAGUGUGUGUUUAACCCCUUCCUCGCCCCUUGGAUUCUGUACAAUGCUGAAGGUUUUAACAAAGAAACUAAAGAACCAGAGUUUAAGUGAGAUUCAGCCCUUUCAACUCAAGAUUUCAUACACCCCGAGCGAUGAGGACGACAGUGAUGAUUGUGAAGGAGAAAAUCAGGAACUUGCACAAAUUGACAAAGAAAGAAGACGGAAUUGUAUCUUGACCCCACUGGCAACGAACCAGCAGCAGAACCAGGAAAACCAGUGCUGUAAAGUGCGUGCGCUGUUCCACCCCAUUCUUGACCGCCACAGCUCUGAGGAGGAGCUAGAACGAAUCAGUAGGGAAUUUGCCGCAGAAAAACGCAAAUGGUCGCAGGUCAGCAGACUAAGUUGCCAUAGUGACAACACAUCAUCUAGUGACGAGGAGGUGAAGCACCUUUGCGGAGUGUCCAUUAGGCCUGUAGAGCAGGCUGACGGCUUCUGUGGCAGUUCCAGUCCAGUUUUGUUCAGUGCCUCUCCACCGAAAAGACUGCAGUCACGGGCUAGAAACCCAAACUCUCGCCCUAUAAUAUUCACCAGCAUGGGGUCCAAUUUUGACCAAGGAAUGCCAUGUAAAAGACACAGACAAGGAUAUGGUGACAAGAUCAGCAGACCAAGUCUUGACUUGGAAAAGAUGCAACAGAAAAUGCUGCUCAAGAAGAAUUGUGGAUCGAAGACUAGAGUAAUUACAAUACGACAUUUGUCCAAUGGUCGCCAACCCCCGCAUUAUGUCUAUGACCCAGCAAUGUUUGCCUUCCGUUCUCUUAGCACCGUAAAACCUAUUAGCCCUUUAGUUCCCGUUGAAGAGCCUAAAUGUGCCUACUAAACGAAGAUUCGUGUUCUAUUCUCAGGACCUUCGCAGAUCGACCAAUCCGCCUUCAGCAGCACAAACCUGUCUCUAUAAGCAAUAAGGAUGCUUUAAACAGACUGUCUUCUAUAACGUUUUGCUAAGACCAGCAUUGACGACCUGUCAAAGAUAAUGAAAAAAUAUAGUAGUCUGUAUAAAGUUAAGCAAGUAUAUGCUUUUCAAUAUAGUACGUUAGAAUGAAACAAAGGUUGGUGGAUCUAAAGACUGGACAAAGUGGUGGUUUUGGUAAAUUAACACAGAUUGAUUUUCGUAGAAAAUGGCAGAAGUUAACCAACUCUGAAACAAAGGAGUAAAAGAACAAAGGGUUAGAACUUGGGGGGAAAUAUGGAUUAAAACUAAAAAUAUCAGGUUUGCCUUUCUCCAAGAUCUAAAUAUUCAAUAUUUGUAUGUAAGGAAACCUUAAAAAUAUUUUUAAGAAGUCUGGAUGUAAAGCGGGAUUUAGAGAUGGUUAGGAGUAAUCUCGUCCAGUGAGCUAGCCUUCCAAGAUGCCUUAGAGUUUGCUUUCCAUGAGCGUUCUAGCUUUGAAUUAAUCGAACGCGCAUGGAUGGUAGAAUGUAUCGUUGGCAUGCAUUGAGACAGAAUAUACUGUGUGAUCAGUGUGACCAGGAAACAGAUGUUCUGCAGUUUUAAUGAUGCAUGGAUAUUAUUGCGCUACAGUAACCAGAAAUGUUUUUUUUAUUUUUUUAUUGUUUGUGUAUCUUACUGCAAUGCCAUUAACAUCUAACAUGGGAUUGCGUGGCCAGAUCUCCAGGUCAGGAGUAGGUAAUCGGCUACUGUAAUCCUCUGUCCAACACUCAUGGAUCACGGAGAGUAAUCCAUGCAUGUAAAUUUUUUGGCUAACAUGGAACUGCCCCACUUGCCUCAUGAGUCACCUGCAGACAAAUGGUGCUGUAGUUAAAUACAUGCACACCUCCCAAUACUACUGCUCUAGGCAGGGAGGUCCUGGGCUUAGACAGGUGUUCCACCUGCUCUCUGGUGCCUGAUGUAUGUCUGUAUAAAGAGCCAUUCUGGGGCACAUUCGAAGAGUGGAUCAAUCACCAGGGAAACCAAUUAAAUGCUUCAUUGGCUUGUUGUACCUUUCGUGGUUUGACCCAGAAUGUCUCUUUUUAUCCAUAACCGAUCAAGUCUGGCUGUGGAUAGAGUUUGGAGAUGUACAGAAGGUUACCCCAUGCCCCUGGUGGAUGCCUGCGUUGCUUCUUUUUGGAAAUCUUCUUACUAUUGACUUCAGAUAACCUGAUUUAGGAAUGCAUAAAAUGUUUAGGCCCCAUUCCUGGGAUAACAAUCUGCUUCACGUUCUAAGUGAUUCCUCCUUAUUCAGUAACUCUGGAAAUAUUGUGUGUGUGUUUUUUGGGGGUUUUUUUUGUACAUGUCCACUACGAGCUCCUUGUGGCCAUCCCUUACUGCUGGCUGGAAUGAGGCAUUCUAAUCAAUAUUAAAACAUCAACUUAUAGAAUGGAAGUAAAGGAAUGUUUAAAAGGAAAAAAAGCUUGAUUAACCAGUGAAUAUCCAGCUUCUAGAACAAACAACGUGCAGGAGAAAGGAAUGGAAAACGAAAUAUUACAACUCUCCAAGUGUGUGACCUUAUCAAAGCAUUAAACUGUACCUGGCAUGGUGGCACUUUACAGCCAAUAGUCAUUAUAUCACUUGGUCAUCAUUCUAGAAACUGAAUAGAUAAAAUGAUUUAUUUUUUACCUUUUCAGUUGCUAAUUGCAUGUUUUGGCAUAGAGGUAAUCUCGGUUUUAGUGGGUGCUGGUACAAUAGGGAGCCAAGGAACCCAAUGAAUGCACCUGACUCUGUACACUCAU